Molecule: messenger RNA, 1571 nt
Organism: Megalops cyprinoides (Indo-Pacific tarpon)
Lineage: Eukaryota; Metazoa; Chordata; Actinopteri; Elopiformes; Megalopidae
Product: protein ALP1-like
Exons: 5
Coding region: 235-1521 (428 amino acids)
Source: RefSeq, a predicted model, not a curated record
AUGGGGUAACAUCUAUGGUACAGUGUAGCGCUUAUGUGAAAGUUUACAAAAAAAUAAUACGAUUCCAUACAUCCAAAUGCCCGGAGCGACACGGUACGUAAACAGUUAACAGCCUUAUUUGAAGGGCUAAUAAAGUAGCUAAAGCCCAAGGUGUAAUGUCAUGUCCUGCCAAUCUAAAUAGGCUACCAGACAACCUGCGCAUGUCCACGCCGGUCGGCGUCAGCUAGCUCUACGAUGUACAGCACCGCGUGUGUGGUGUCGGCAGGCCGGGCCGUCCUGGAGAUGAUCCAGUAUGACUGGGAGCCGCUCUCUCACGGGGAGCUGGAGCAGCGGCUGGAUCAUGCAGUGGAGGAGAUUCUCGAGGCGGAUCUCAUUGAGAAGGCGAGAGCCCAAGCUGGGCCUACUUAUCUGCCGCAGCCAGAACCGCCACAACACAUUCAGCAGUCAACGCUGUCACCACAACCUCAACAGUUAGAAUUGCCUCAGCUUUCACAAGAGUCUCAACAAUUUCAAGAGUCAAGUAAUGCUCAGGAGAACAUUGCUGUCCAGUAUAUCACAGACCUCCUCCAGAACUCGGACUCCAGCUACAACAGGAGUCGACUGACAGGCCGUGCCCGCCUGUCACUCCCCCACACUGUCAUUCUGUCCCUCACUCUGCUCUGCAACCGCCUCAGCUAUCGCUCGGUGUCCAGCCGCUUCCGUGUGGAGAAAGGGAACAUACACCGCAUCUUCUUCUCCUUCUGUGAACGAGUGAAUGCGCUGGCCGACCAGCAAAUACGAUGGCCGACAGGGCAAGAUGGAGAGGAAAACCUACAGUCCUCCAGUUUCCUUGCCAAAACCGAGAGCUCAGAACAGACAGGAAUCCCUAAGGUUUUUGGUAUCCUGGGACGCACUCGCAUACCUAUCCGCUUACCAAUUGGGAAACAACAAGUCGAAGGUGGAGUAUUGGAGGUGAAAAAAAUGAAAAAAGAAGUCCAUCCGGACUCUUGGCUGAACGUGGAGCUUGUGUGUAACAGCCAAGGCAAGAUAUUGCACUGCAGAAUCAGCAAAGGCUCAGAUACUGACAAAGCCAGUGCCUUAAAAGAGAAACUCAAACAGAACCCUCAUAUGUUACCGGAAGGAUCCUGCUUGGUGGCAGGGUCAGGGUAUCCCCUCUCUGGCCAAAUCCUGACCCCAUACCCCACAUGUUGUGGUACUAGGGAGAAUCUCUACAAUCAGGCCCUUGAGGCCCAUCUGGAUGUAUUUGACCAGGUAGUGGCUGAACUGAAAGCUCGCUUCCAAAGGCUGAAGUAUUUGGACAUGGGGAACUUUACGAGGGCACAUGCAGUGGUGUUGACAGCCUGUAUUUUGCAUAACGUGUUCCUGGAGAUGGGAGCCAGAGAGAGUGUGUCUGUGAAGCCUCAAAGGGAAGAAAGGGAAAAGGAGGAAGGAGAGGAGGAGGAAGAAGGUGUGCGUAAAAGGGAGGCCAUUGCGGAAUUGCUCUAUAGAGAGAUAGAGGCUGGGCAACUGAAAUGUGAUUAAAUGCUGAAUAUGAAAUGGCAUGGAGAUGGUGAUACAGUGAGGAAGGGGAU